Molecule: messenger RNA, 897 nt
Organism: Botrytis deweyae
Lineage: Eukaryota; Fungi; Ascomycota; Leotiomycetes; Helotiales; Sclerotiniaceae
Exons: 5
Coding region: 1-897 (298 amino acids)
Source: RefSeq, a predicted model, not a curated record
AUGGCAGGAAUACAACGAGCUCUCGAGUUAGGCGCAGUACCUGCUCAUGUUUCCAAUGUCUGUCCUCCAGGGACACGAGCAUAUUUACUCGAACUCGGAUGGCUAGAAUGUGACGAGGGGUUUGUAACAAGAGGUGGUAACACAUCGUUGAAGUCUACAGAAGGAGAGAAGUUCGUGAACAAACGAAGAGAGCUGCCAAUAUAUGCCAUAUUAAUUGAUCACCCUUUCGAAGGUGUAAUACUGUGGGAAACAGGAUGUGGGGUUGAUUAUCCUGAAGUCUGGGGUCCACAAGUAAUCGAUGUUUUUGCACGAAUUAAGUAUGAACCAAGACACGAAUUGAAAGCAGCAAUUGAAGCAACAGGACACAAAUUGGAAGAUGUCAAAAAAAUAAUUCUGGGUCACCUGCAUUUGGAUCAUGCAGGUGGAUUGGAUCAAUUCCUGGAGAGAAAAGAUGUCGAGAUUUGGGUUCAUGAUAAAGAGUUGCGUUCGGCAUUUUGGUCUGUUGCUACUGGUGCCGAUGUUGGAGUCUAUUUAAAACAUUAUUUGGAUCUAUCGUUGAAUUGGAAGACAUUCGAUGAGAGAACCGUCGACUUUUGUCAAGGAAUUACUCUCCAUCACCUUCCUGGUCACACAGAUGGUCUCGUGGGAAUGCAAUUGAACCUUCGGGAGACCGGAACAUUCUUUUUUAUCAGUGACCACUGUCACGUCAUUGAAAAUUGGCGAGAUGGAGUACCUCAAGGAUGGCUAGCACGAGAUCAUCCAGCUUGGUUCCAAAGCACCCAGCGAUUAAAACGAUUGGAAUCUACAACCAAAGGUCGAGUGAUACCAGGGCAUGAUAAAGAAACAUUUCUACAGCUUCAAGGUGAGAUGAAUGAUGGAAAAGGCUAUCUAGAAUAA